AUGGCUUCCUCCGCGCAGAGCGGCGGCUCCUCCGGGGGACCCUCGGUCCCCACCGUGCAGCGGGGCAUUGUCAAGAUGGUCCUGUCAGGAUGUGCCAUCAUUGUCCGAGGGCAGCCUCGUGGUGGGCCUCCUCCUGAGAGACAGAUCAAUCUUAGCAACAUUCGAGCUGGAAACCUUGCCCGCCGAGCGGCUGCAGCACAACCAGAUGCAAAAGAUACGCCUGAUGAGCCCUGGGCAUUUCCUGCUCGAGAGUUCCUUCGGAAGAAGCUUAUUGGGAAGGAAGUUUGUUUCACGAUAGAAAACAAGACUCCCCAGGGACGAGAGUAUGGCAUGAUCUACCUUGGAAAAGAUACCAAUGGGGAAAACAUUGCAGAGUCUCUGGUUGCAGAGGGUUUGGCUACCCGGAGAGAAGGCAUGCGAGCUAAUAAUCCUGAGCAGAACCGGCUUUCGGAGUGUGAGGAACAAGCAAAGUCAGCUAAGAAAGGGAUGUGGAGUGACGGGAAUGGUUCACAUACUAUCCGGGACCUCAAGUAUACCAUUGAGAACCCAAGGCACUUUGUGGACUCACACCAUCAGAAGCCUGUUAAUGCUAUCAUCGAACACGUGCGAGACGGCAGUGUGGUCAGGGCCCUGCUCCUCCCAGAUUACUACCUGGUUACCGUCAUGCUGUCAGGCAUCAAGUGCCCAACUUUUCGACGGGAAGCAGAUGGCAGUGAAACACCAGAGCCUUAUGCUGCAGAAGCCAAAUUUUUCACCGAGUCUCGACUGCUUCAGAGAGAUGUUCAGAUCAUUCUGGAGAGCUGCCAUAACCAGAAUGUUCUGGGUACCAUCCUUCAUCCAAAUGGCAACAUCACAGAGCUCCUCCUGAAGGAAGGUUUUGCCCGCUGUGUGGAUUGGUCAAUUGCAGUGUACACUAGGGGUGCGGAAAAGCUGAGGGCAGCUGAGAGGUUUGCUAAGGAACGCAGGCUGCGAAUAUGGAGAGACUAUGUGCCUCCCACCGCUAACUUGGACCAAAAGGACAAGCAGUUUGUUGCCAAGGUGAUGCAGGUGCUGAAUGCCGACGCCAUUGUUGUGAAGCUGAACUCCGGUGACUACAAGACCAUCCACCUGUCCAGCAUCCGACCGCCAAGGCUGGAGGGGGAGAACACACAGGAUAAGAACAAGAAACUGCGUCCACUGUAUGACAUUCCCUACAUGUUUGAAGCCCGGGAAUUUCUUCGAAAGAAGCUUAUUGGGAAGAAGGUCAAUGUGACUGUGGACUACAUUAGAGCAGCCAGCCCAGCCACUGAGACGGUGCCUGCCUUUUCAGAGCGUACCUGUGCCACUGUCACCAUUGGAGGAAUAAACAUUGCUGAGGCCCUUGUCAGCAAAGGUCUGGCCACGGUGAUCAGAUACCGGCAGGAUGACGAUCAGAGAUCCUCUCACUAUGACGAGCUGCUCGCCGCAGAGGCCAGAGCUAUUAAGAAUGGCAAAGGAUUGCACAGCAAGAAGGAAGUGCCUAUCCACCGUGUCGCAGACAUAUCUGGGGAUACCCAAAAAGCAAAGCAGUUCCUGCCCUUUCUCCAGCGGGCAGGUCGUUCUGAAGCUGUGGUGGAAUAUGUCUUCAGCGGUUCUCGUCUCAAGCUCUAUUUGCCAAAGGAAACUUGCCUUAUCACCUUUUUGCUCGCAGGCAUUGAGUGCCCCCGAGGAGCCCGGAACCUCCCCGGCCUGGUGCAGGAGGGAGAACCCUUCAGCGAGGAAGCCAUGCUCUUCACCAAGGAGCUGGUGCUGCAGCGAGAGGUAGAGGUGGAGGUGGAGAGCAUGGACAAGGCCGGCAACUUCAUCGGCUGGCUGCACAUCGACGGCGCCAACCUGUCUGUCUUGCUGGUGGAGCACGCACUCUCCAAGGUCCACUUCACUGCCGAGCGCAGCUCCUACUACAAGUCCCUGCUGUCUGCCGAGGAGGCCGCCAAGCAGAAGAAGGAGAAGGUCUGGGCGCACUACGAGGAGCAGCCUGUGGAGGAGGUGCCGCCUGUGCCGGAGGAGAAGGAGCGCUCGGCCUCCUACAAGCCGGUGUUUGUGACCGAGAUCACGGACGACCUGCACUUCUACGUGCAGGAUGUGGAGACAGGCACCCAGCUGGAGAAGCUAAUGGAGAACAUGCGGAAUGACAUCGCCAGCCACCCUCCUGUCGAGGGCUCCUACGCCCCGCGCCGGGGGGAGUUCUGCAUUGCCAAGUUUGUGGAUGGAGAAUGGUACCGGGCCCGAGUCGAGAAAGUCGUGUCUCCUGCCAAAGUGCACGUCUUCUACAUCGACUACGGCAACAGAGAGAUCCUGCCAUCCUCCCGUCUGGGCACCCUGCCGCCUGCCUUCAGCACCCGCGUGCUGCCAGCUCAAGCCACAGAGUACGCCUUCGCCUUCAUCCAGGUGCCCCAAGACGAGGAUGCUCGGACAGACGCCGUGGACAGCGUGGUGCGGGACAUCCAGAAUACCCAGUGCCUGCUCAACGUGGAGCACCAGAGCACCAGCUGCCCCCACGUCACCCUGCAGUUUGCCGACUCCAAGGGGGACGUGGGGCUGGGCCUGGUGAAGGAGGGGCUGGUCAUGGUGGAGGUGCGCAAGGAGAAGCAGUUCCAGAAAGUGAUCACAGAAUACCUGAAUGCCCAGGAGUCCGCCAAGAGUGCCAGGUUAAACCUGUGGCGCUACGGAGACUUCCGAGCCGAUGACGCGGAUGAGUUUGGCUACAGCCGCUAA
Pipistrellus nathusii (Nathusius's pipistrelle) is the source of this 2733-nucleotide messenger RNA. NCBI's taxonomy places the organism in Eukaryota, Metazoa, Chordata, Mammalia, Chiroptera, Vespertilionidae. The record is from the annotation of a GenBank genome assembly.